This is a messenger RNA of Anopheles moucheti, 720 nucleotides long. RefSeq lists its product as uncharacterized. Bases 1 to 720 code for a protein of 239 amino acids. The record is from RefSeq and is a predicted model, not a curated record. NCBI's taxonomy places the organism in Eukaryota, Metazoa, Arthropoda, Insecta, Diptera, Culicidae. The transcript is spliced from 2 exons.
AUGCCGAAAGAUUUUGAUUUGAUUUGUGACCUUAUCGAGGCGUUCAAAUCGAAGCCGUGCCUGUGGGAUAAGGCAAACCAUGAUUUUAAAAACUUGCAUGUGAAGCAGGCAGCUUACGAUGAGCUGCUCGUCGUCAUGCAGCAACAUGAACCGGCUGCAACAAUACAGUGUUUGAAGAAAAAAAUCAUGACAACAAAAAAGGGAUUCCACACAGAGAACGGAAAAGUUAUUAAAAGUGCACGUAGCGGAGCUGGAGCCCAUGAGGUUUAUGUACCAAAACUUUGGUACUACGAUCAUCUCACUUUCUUGCGUUCCAGCUCCGAAGCGCCUCGUAUGUCCAACAUGCAGAGCGACGAAGAGGAAGAGAUAAUCGAAGAGGAAAUAGUGGAAAUACUCAAUCAUGAAGAAUACAGCACCACAUCCGACAAUGUCCCGGGACCAACGCAAACUCGAAAGAGGAAGCAUGGAGAACCAGAGAAUGAGCGUACUUUGAGGAAAAAAGUGAUGCAGAUGGUGGAAGAAUGGUUAGAGAAUCGUCAACCUAGCAACCAAUUUAGCUCACAACCUCAAUCCCCAACGUUCGGAACAUUCGUGGACACGGAGAUCCGUAGUGUGCCGCCCCAUAUGCUUCCUUAUACAAAAAAACUUAUCAUGGAUGCGAUUUGGUUGGGUCAAACCAACAAUUUAAAUGAAACGUCUCGGAUUGAAAAAUCAGAUUAG